CAAUUUUGCAAUGUGAUUGUGGAGGGAUUAAAGUACUUCUGUAAAAAUUAAUAUAAAUCCACGAAAUAUUUUCGUAGGUUGCAUUUUUAAAUUACUUAUUUUAUAUAUAGAUAUCAUUUAACUUAAGUGUAUAUACAUGCUGUCAAGUCACUUUUUCUAUCGCAAGAAUACUAUUGUACCAAGAUGUCCGUAGUACUCUUUUACGAUUUUGACAUGAAAAUGUUUGUAUAAUCAUACAAUGCUUUUCUGAAAAUUAUAUGAGCUUAUAAUCGAUUUGAAUGUGUAUAUAAAAUAUAUAGAUGAACAUCGAUAUGAAUCAAAUCGUCGAAGAAAAUGUACAAAAUAUAAAGUGCAAUCAGAAAAAUGCAAGCACGAAAAACAAAAGCAAAAAGGCCAAAGAUCCUAUUGAAACGACUGAUGAAAUUAACAAAUUGAAUGAAGACAAAUUGAGUGAUGCGUUAGUAAAUACUCUUCAUAUUAACAACUUUAGUAACCUAACAAAUGGUACAAGUGAUCAUUCUAAAGAUAGUGUUGUCCAUCCUAAUGUAGAACCUGUAGCACAUGAUGCAGCACCCAGCGACGUUAAAAUGAAUGUAAAUAGUGUAAAGUGUAAUGAUUUUGAUAAUCAUGCUGUUAACAACAUUGAACCUUUGGAAAUUGAGAAGGUUAUGUGCAGUGGGUUGAGUGAAAAUGAUAGUAUUGAAAACUCUGACCCUUCACAGACAUGUAAAGAAGAAAUUGAAAUUAUAUCCUAUGAAUCUGAGCUACAAAUGCCAGAAAUAAUGAGACUCAUACAAAAGGAUCUGUCUGAACCGUAUUCUAUCUACACUUAUAGAUAUUUCAUCCACAAUUGGCCCAAGCUUUGUUUUUUAGCCAGUCAUGAAGGAAAAUGUAUUGGUGCCAUUGUGUGUAAAUUAGAUAUGCAUCGAAAUGCUGUUAAAAGAGGAUACAUAGCUAUGCUGGCUGUGGAUGAAAAAUAUAGGAAAAAGAAGAUUGGUUCUAGAUUAGUGCAGAAAGCGAUUAGGGCAAUGAUAGACGACAAUGCUGAUGAAGUUGUUUUAGAAACGGAAAUCACGAACAAACCGGCACUGAAACUUUAUGAAAAUCUUGGUUUCGUAAGAGACAAACGCUUAUUUCGAUACUAUCUCAAUGGUGUAGAUGCAUUGCGGUUGAAAUUAUGGCUCAGGUGAAAUCUGUAGGUAAUGAAUGGGAAAUUUUCACUGUUGUGUUACAGCUCUGAGAAAACUGUCUCAGGCAUAUAAAAACCUACUGUUGUUAUAAUAACAUAACUUCACCAGCCUUCCAUGUGGAUUAUAGCCAAAUGUAUAGUUUGUUUCAAUUAAUUUUUUAAUCAUGUGAUAUGUUUUAUUUUAUCUAAUUUAUGUGUUAAAAAUUGUUAAUUAAAAUGUUUUCUGCAAUUUCUUUCAUAUUUCAAUAAGUAAAUGGUUGAUAUCCUAACAGAAAAUACACAACUUUGAAGUAA
Messenger RNA from Danaus plexippus (monarch butterfly), 1483 nucleotides. RefSeq names its product N-alpha-acetyltransferase 30-like. The coding region runs from base 300 to 1190 and encodes 296 amino acids. Gene Ontology annotation, molecular function: protein-N-terminal amino-acid acetyltransferase activity. The record is from RefSeq and is a predicted model, not a curated record. Gene Ontology annotation, biological process: N-terminal peptidyl-methionine acetylation. The transcript is spliced from 2 exons. NCBI's taxonomy places the organism in Eukaryota, Metazoa, Arthropoda, Insecta, Lepidoptera, Nymphalidae. Gene Ontology annotation, cellular component: NatC complex.